This is a messenger RNA of Dromiciops gliroides (monito del monte), 2174 nucleotides long. It is a transcript of the gene PNPO, whose product is annotated as pyridoxamine 5'-phosphate oxidase. The coding region runs from base 172 to 861 and encodes 229 amino acids. Gene Ontology annotation, molecular function: FMN binding; pyridoxamine phosphate oxidase activity. Lineage: Eukaryota; Metazoa; Chordata; Mammalia; Microbiotheria; Microbiotheriidae. The record is from RefSeq and is a predicted model, not a curated record. Gene Ontology annotation, biological process: pyridoxine biosynthetic process; pyridoxal 5'-phosphate biosynthetic process. The transcript is spliced from 7 exons.
AUGGGCCACUCUUCGCUAGCGUGCGAAGAGGAAAAUCACGUGGCCUCGCGGUCGUCCGGACGACCCGACAGGGGGGCGGGAAGCGUGCUGCUGGGCGUAGUGACGUGGUGAAGCCGGCAGCUGGCUGUGAAGUCGGAUUCCCUGUGCUGCCUGCGAAUGAUCUGAGCCGUCAUGGACCUGGGACACAUGAGGAAGAGUUACCUGAAGGACCAAGAGGCCUUUGAGGAGGCGCACUUGACGUCGCUGGACCCCAUCCAGCAGUUCUCUAGCUGGUUCGAAGAAGCUGCCCGGUGCCCGGAGGUGUACGAAGCCAAUGCCAUGUGCCUGGCCACCUGCACCAGGGAUGGAAAGCCUUCUGCUCGAAUUUUGCUGCUAAAGGGCUUUGGCCAGGAUGGCUUCCGUUUCUUCACUAACUUUGAAAGCCGAAAAGGAAAAGAGCUGGAUUCUAAUCCUUUUGCUUCUCUUGUCUUCUACUGGGCGCCCCUCAAUAGACAGGUGCGUGUGGAAGGGCAGGUACGGAGACUGCCAGAGGAGGAGGCUGAGGUAUAUUUCCACUCCCGCCCUAAAAGCAGCCAAAUCGGUGCGGUCGUCAGUCGCCAGAGCUCUGUUAUCCCAGACCGAGAGUACCUGAGGAAGAAGAAUGAGGAGUUACAAGGGCUGUACCAGGAGCAGGAAGUGCCCAAGCCUAAAUAUUGGGGUGGCUAUGUCCUGUACCCAGAAGUGAUAGAGUUCUGGCAGGGUCAAACCAACCGUCUGCAUGACCGGAUUGUCUUCCGGAGGCUGCAGCCUGGAGAGCCGGCCGCAGGACCCAUGACCCACCCAGGGGCAAAUGACUGGCUAUAUGAGAGACUCUCACCAUGACUGACUGACCCUGGGGUUGGACCCUCUCAGCUGGAUCCUGGAACAGAGUGGUGAGAAAUGCAUGCAAGUUCCCAUCAGGCUCUAAGUCUAGGCCCCUUAACCCUCCAUCCAGGGCCUUGUCAACUCUGUCACGUAAGCACUUUGUACUAAGUCAACCCUCUUUUAUCCCUGGUUUUUGUGAAUAGGUAAUGAAGAGCAUCCCAAAAUGCAAAAUUGGAUAACCCAAAAAAUCAUUUUCUAUUUGGGUUUGAGUCUUUUCAGAACUACAAAAUGAAGACACAGGCAUAUUUUUUUGGCAACAAAGUUGCCUUCCCAAAAACUGACUUUAAAUAUGUGAAUGAUUGUCAUUCACACUAAAGAGAAGUUCUAUUUACUUGAUGUAUCCCUAAAAGACACCUAGAGCCUGUGGAUAGAGGUCACAGGGAAGAUAGUGAUCUUCUAUAAGAAUCUUCUAGUGUGAAUUCCAAAAUGAGGCAAACAGGCAGACUGGAUGAGCUCUAUAGAGACCUGUUUUUUCCCAUUAAGAUUGACUUGAACCAAUCGUGAUUACAGAGUUGCACAAGGAUGAAAUCAGUUUGUGUUCUCCAGCCAGAUCCUGGUGGGAGUGGGUCUAAUGGGCUGGGAGGAAUCCAGUUUGGGGUUAAACAUUCACUGUGACUCAGCCAUGUGUGAGAGAAAGUUGAUUGCUACUUGAACUGUUGUUGUUGUUGCCCUGUCUGCUUUAAGAACGUGUAUUUGGGGUCCUGGAGAGCUGAGCCUGCCUUGGGUCUGUCUCCCCACCUUGAUUAUAAGGUCUAGACCUAGGGUCAGCAAACUUCAGCCCACACUCCCUUCAGCCUGUUUUGAUAAGAGCCCCAGGAGCUAAGAAUAAAGUUUGAUUGUAUUUUUAAAUGUCAAAAACAUCCUUAGCUCCUGGGACCUUGGGGUCAGAUUGCAUCUUCAGGCCCUAGUUUGCCCCUCCCCUGCUCAAGAGCCCUUAGUUUCCAUCUUCCUAUCCGGCUUUGCACAGCUUAGGGGCAGGGGCUCUGAGUUCAUGGGUGUGGCUGACUGCAGAACCUAAUCUCCCUGUCACCUUGCUCUUCCUUUUGGUGCCCUUGCUGUGCCAUGUUGAUUAGAUUGUAGGCAGAGCUAUGGGUGUGGGUGGGUGUGUUUGUGGGGAGGGGGGGUAUCCAGAUGUGCAAUAUGGUCUGGUUUUCAGGACCUGUUUGAUCCCUUCUCCCCCCCAAGCCUAGUCCCUGGGUGCCACUUUGUACUCUACUUACAUCCUCUUGUACCAGUUCUGUAAUAAAAUCUGCUAUGUUGUGUGGUGUUCA